This is a messenger RNA of Amphibalanus amphitrite, 2993 nucleotides long. Its product is annotated as endothelial zinc finger protein induced by tumor necrosis factor alpha-like. Gene Ontology annotation, molecular function: chromatin insulator sequence binding. Gene Ontology annotation, cellular component: chromosome. The coding region runs from base 351 to 2441 and encodes 696 amino acids. Gene Ontology annotation, biological process: regulation of transcription by RNA polymerase II. NCBI's taxonomy places the organism in Eukaryota, Metazoa, Arthropoda, Thecostraca, Balanomorpha, Balanidae. The transcript is spliced from 2 exons. The record is from RefSeq and is a predicted model, not a curated record.
ACUUACCAGUUUGAGCGCUCACAAGAUAAAGAAAUGCCUCAAAUAGAAAAUAUCUAAUUUCAAAGUUGCAGCACUUGGAUUCAGAGGGGCUAAUGCAUUAGAAUGCCCCCUUUGAAUGUGUGGCGUCUGCACAGAUCUAAUGAUUUUAAAUCUUUUACUUAAAUGUUUGGUAGUGCAUGGUGGUAUAUGCUGCUUUGCAUAGCAUAACAUAACAUAACAUGUAUUGUAUUCCAUGUAACAGCAGGCCACUUUGGCCCAACGAGGUUACAGAUUGUGACUGAAUAGCUCAUCACUGGUUGCCCUGCUGGAUCCACCAACCACUGUGACCUGCGGCUCCGGUGGUAUCAGCGAUGGGAGACGCCGGCGGGGAGUUGCAGUAUGAGCCGCUGCCGUACCGGGACCUGUGGCCGGUGGUGGACGAGCUGCUGCCGCCGCUCUCCAGGCCGGACGCGGAGCCGGGCGGCGCGGCGCAGUCGACCGAGGCGCUGCUGGACGCCCACCUGCUGCUGGAGGCGCCGUUCGCUGCCGGCGGCGACCCGCUGGAGCUGGUGCUGGCGCCACCCGAGGCGGCCGAGCCGGCCGGCGGACGCGCCGCCCGCCUUCUCUACGGGAGUGUCAGCGCUGACGGUGACCGACUCGUGCUGCGCUUCCGGCUGAGCGACGAGACUGGCCAGCCGGAACGCAGCGGGCUCUGCAGCCUCUGUGACGGGCACGUGGACCUGUUCCGCGCGCACGAGCACAGCGUCCAGGGCCGGUUCGUGCUCUCCGGCGACUGUGUGGUGCUCGAGGUGGGCGCGGUGGCCACUCAGUGCCAGCCGCCGCCCGCGCCACCUCAGCCUCAGACUGAUCCUGGUCUGCACACGCCGCCGUCUCACCCGCCGCCGUCGCAACUGUCGGCCGCGUUUCAUGCAAUGUCCACGCCACCGAAGCCACCGCGGCCUCAGCAGCAGCCACAACAGCAACAGCAACAGUCAUUUCUGCAUCAGCAGCAGAAACAGGAGCACUCGCUCCCUUAUCAGCAACAUCAACACCAGCAGUCACUCCCACAACAGCUGCAGCAGUUACCUGUACAGCAGCAGCAGCAGCAGCAGUCACAUUCGCUACAGCAGCACUUACAACAGCAUCAUCAGAAUCCAGUGGUAUCAGCUCCGUCACAGCUGCCGCUGCCUUCAGUCUCCCACCAACCUGCACUGAAGUCAUCGCCACUGCCUCCGCCGCAGGACGUCAAAGAUGAGACUGACGGUCGGUGUCCGCCGCCCACUCAGCAGGAGCAAGAGGAAUGUGAACCCGAGCCUGUGCCAGAGCCUGCCCCGGUAGAGGACGACAAGCCGACGCACGUGUGUCACGUCUGUCAGAAGGCGUUCAGAACACGCCGCGUGCUCAACAAACACCUGCUGAGUCACGGCAGUGCCACCCACGCGUGUGACCAGUGUGAGAAGACGUUCACUCGUCUGGACCGGCUGCGGCGCCACCAGCAGAGCCACGGCUCCGUGCGGCCGCACGUCUGUCCCAUCUGUCAGAAGGGCUUCAACCGGCGCGAGUACCUGCUGCAGCACUCGCGGGUCCACUCGGGCGACCAGCCGUUCCAGUGUGAUGUCUGCGGACUGCGCUUCAGCAUGCACUCCAACUUCGCCAUGCACAAACGAGUGCACGCACAGGUGAAACGUUUUAAAUGUGGUGUGUGCGAUCGGGGCUUCAACCGAAUGAGUCACCUGGACUCUCACAUGAGUCAGCACACGGGUGACAAGCCGAUGGUGUGUGAGAAGUGCGGCCUGCAGAUACCCACUGCCGAGCGGCUGCGGCGGCACAUGCUCGUCCACCAGGAGGAGAAGGCCUUCGCCUGCCCCGUCUGCGCCCAGCGCUUCCGCAGGAAGGACAAACUGGACGCGCACAUGGAGAAGCACGCCACCGGGCCGGGCCACGCGUGCGACCAGUGUCCGCGGGUGCUGGCGCGGGCCGAGCUGCUGCGGCGGCACGCGCGCCAGCACGCCGACCCAAACAAAGUGCAGUGUCCGACGUGUUACAAGUUCUUCAGCGGCGCGGCGCGGUACCAGGCGCACGCCAAGCGACACCGUCCGCCAGUGACGGAGCCGGCGCCGCAUCACUGCGGACUCUGUCUGAAACCCUUCCGCCGACCUAGCGUUCUGCGGGCGCACAUGAAGGCCGUACACGACCGUCCGCUGCCGGGCCCGACGCGGCUCAUCAACAGCCGCCCGCUGGCCUUCCAGUGCCACCUGUGUAAGCGCGCGUUCACACGCCAGCAGACGCUGCGAGCGCACAUACAGCGCGUGCACGAGGAGCCGGCGCCAGUGGACGAGGACGACCCGGCGGCGGGCGAGCUCCCGGCGCCGGCUGAGAGCGAGCAGCCGCAGUCACAGCAGCAGCAGCCGCAGCUGUCGGCCGCGUCGUUCAUGUUGUCCUUCCCGUCGUACCCGUUCUGACCGGACGGGGACUGGUGAGUGGUGAGUGGCUUCGUUCGCUGUGGGGGAGGUAUAUACUUUGACUGUCUGGCGGCUGUCUGUCUUUGUGACAGACUGUCGGUGUACCAUGAUGUCACUGCCACACAGCAGAAGUCACUCUGUAUUACAGUUUUGCCCGUGGUACGUGUCUGAUCACGGUUUUGUGCCAAGGGGAGGGAGGGGGUUAGAGGUUUGUGAAGCGGUGUGAUCGUUUUCAGUCAUGCAGCUCUUUGUUUGAUCUCUGUGAAGCAGGAUGGAUUGUAGUGUUUGAUACGAUGGGCCUUUUUUACGGCGUCUCAGCACAAUGUGUGGAUGAAGGCUUUUGUGCAUGGGUUAUGGCAGUUGUAACUUGUAAAACGCUUUGUCAUUUUGAGCCUUCUUGAAUGGCUAUUUUCGAUGUGGUUUGAGUACUUUCUGAGAGUCAACAAUUCUAAGUCAGAUAGGUGACUGCCAUUGGUAUUUAGGGCUUGGCAAUCUGUGUUGUGUUCAAUUUGUAUGGUUUGUGUCAUUUAGACAAUAACAAUGAAUUCAUAA